AUGGCUCCUUUGACGUCAGUCAUCUUGAGCAGUGUUUUUGUUUAUCUCACCCAUGCCCACAAACACGGAGUUCAAGUGAUUGGGGAAUUAAAGAAAGGACUGAACCCCAUUACAAUCAAGGAGUUGUCUUUUGGGUCUGAAUAUCUGUUUACAGCCAUCAAGACUGGCACCGUCACCGGAGUUAUUGCCCUUGCUGAAGGAAUUGCCGUGGGGAGAAGCUUUGCGAUGCUCAAGAAUUACAACAUUGAUGGUAACAAAGAGAUGAUUGCCUUUGGCAUGAUGAACAUUGCUGGUUCAUGCACUUCUUGCUACGUCACUACUGGUCCUUUUUCGCGUUCGGCUGUGAACUUAAAUGCGGGAUGCAAAACUGCAAUGUCAAACAUUGUGAUGGCAAUCACGGUCAUGAUCACAUUGUUGUUCCUGAUACCACUAUUUUAUUACACCCCAAUCGUCGUACUAUCUUCAAUCAUCGUUUCUGCAAUGCUCGGUCUUAUUAACUACAAAGAAGCUAUUCACCUAUGGAGUCUCGACAAAUUUGACUUUGUUGUGUGUAUGAGCGCGUUUUUAGGAGUGGUAUUUUGGAGCGUCGAAAUCGGAUUAGUCAUUGCGGUUGCAUUAUCAUUGCUUAGGGUACUCCUAUUUGUCGCGAGGCCAAAAACAUAUGCACUAGGUCACAUACCCAAUUCCUCAAUCUAUAGAAGCAUUGAUCAAUACCAAAAUGCGAAAAACAUCCCUGGAAUCUUGAUACUUCAAAUGGAUGCACCUAUUUACUUUGCUAACGCCGCCUACUUGCGAGAAAGGAUUUUACGGUGGGUUGACGAAGAGGAAGACAAAUUAAAGUCCCUAGGGGGAAAUAGCUUGCAAUACGUCAUACUUUCAUUGAGUGCGGUUGGAAACAUCGAUACGAGUGGUAUUACAAUGCUUGGAGAGGUUAAAAAAUUGAUGGAAAGAAGAGGACUAAAGUUGAUUUUGGCAAAUCCAGGAGGAGAAGUGAUAAAGAAGAUGAAUAAAGCCAAGUUAAUAGAUGUGGUUGCGGAAGAAUGGAUAUAUUUAACAGUGGGAGAAGCCAUUGGAGCGUGCAACUUCAUGCUUCGUUAA
Lactuca saligna is the source of this 1098-nucleotide messenger RNA. The record is from the annotation of a GenBank genome assembly. NCBI's taxonomy places the organism in Eukaryota, Viridiplantae, Streptophyta, Magnoliopsida, Asterales, Asteraceae.